UAUCAAGCAAGGACACUCCGGAGCCCCACUGACCGGUUGGCAUACUGGACAUACAAGACAACCUACCGCAGGAAGACAGACAGGCAUCAUGACACAGGGCAAGCUGUCACUUGCAAACAAGACCACCAAUGGCUCCUCCAGUGGACAGGCCUCAGUGGCACCAGCUCCUCCCAGCUACGAGGAAGCCACUGCGGGCACCAGUGCUCCUUGCUACAAUGAUGUUGAGAUGCUCACUGAGUUCACCUGGGAUGAUCGCAACAUCAGGAAGGUCUUCAUCCGUAAGGUGUACGCCAUCUUGAUGAUCCAGCUUUUGGUCACUCUUGCUAUUGUUGCUCUUUUCACAUUCUGUGACCCUGUGAAGUACUACAUUCAAACCAACCCUGGCUGGUACUGGGCCUCUUAUGCUGUGUUCUUUGUAACCUAUCUGACCCUGUCUUGCUGCUCUGCACCAAGGAGACAGUUCCCAUGGAAUCUGAUUCUGCUUGCCAUCUUUACCCUCUCCCUCUCCUACAUGACAGGGAUGUUGUCCAGUUUUUAUAAUACCAAGUCAGUGUUGAUGUGUCUGGGCAUCACAGCAGCUGUUUGUCUCCUGGUCACAGUCUUCAGCUUCCAAACUAAGUUUGAUGUGACAUCAUACCAAGGUGUGCUCUUUGUCUUCUGCAUGGUCAUGUUCAUUUCUGGAGUGGUGCUGGCACUCGUCCUUCCCUUUCAAUACGUACCGUGGUUGGAUGCUAUCUACGCUGUCUUGGGAGCCAUACUGUUUACCAUGUUUUUGGCGUUUGACACCCAACUGCUCAUGGGGAACAAGCGGUACACCAUGAGUCCAGAGGAGUAUGUCUUUGCCACUCUCAACAUCUACCUAGAUAUCAUAUACAUCUUCUCCUUCUUCCUCCAAAUCUUUGGAACAAAACGAGAGUAAAACAUCGCCCUACCUGUCUGAUGUGAAGACAAAGGAUGCACCAGUAUGGAAAUAUAGGCAAACAUGAUAAGAGUCUUUUAAAAUUUUGGUGAUUGUGGUGACAGUGCUUCCAAUUGUAACAGCUUUAUUUUUUGCCUGAUACUGACAAGGUUACAAACAGUUUGUGAAUCUCUUGUACGGCUACACAUGUACAUAGAAGUCUGUCAGUAUUAACACCCAAGAUGUUUAUAACUUUCCCUCCUCUAUAGCAUGUUUGGGAACCCUAACCACAUUAUGGGGUUAGCUUACUAGCUUUAACAGCCAGAAACAUACAGUGAUCCGUGAUCUUGCUCCACUUAACGUAGGAAAAACAUUCUGUGAGUGUCCAUAUGAAGCUGUAUGGGUGUCUUAUAUCCAUGCUUGCAUUGGUAUCACAACAGACAAUACAUGUCAAUGUUCUUUAGGAGGUAUUUGAUCAACAGUACAUUAUGCAUGACUCUUAAAAAAGCCCUAACUAUGCCAAGUACACCGAUCCCAUCAAUGUAACUAUUGCUAUAGGUGUUGAUUUAGUUACUGAGAGCAACUUUAAAGAAUACUUAAAGAUUUUCCCUGUGUUUUCAGUUAAUUGUUUUUUAACAGUUUGAGGGUAGGUGACAUGUUUUUCUGGCUUUGAAUGACAAUCUGAAAAUGUUAUUUAUUCGAUUUGGGAUGCUGCUACUCUUCUCUGCCUUGAUUUGUUAAUCAUUUUAUAUUGUAUGGUAUAUGUGCUGCGUUUUGCUCCAUUUAACUAUGAAGCUGUCAUCCAUUUCAUUCACAUUGGCUCAGUGUUUAUUCUUAGUGUGUUCUUUGUCUAAUAUGUGUGUUGUUUGAAGAUUGUUUAGACAAAUUUUUCAUGAAAAAUAUUUAGUUUGAGCAAACCUUGAUUAUUUAAACUUAUACAGUUGGUUUGAAGUGGUGACAUGAUAAUUAAAUACAAACAUGAAAGUGCCAUACAUGCAUGGAUUUACUGUAACUUUUGAUAAGGCCUGAAUUUGUGGAGGGGCUUGAAUGCUAUAUUUCAUGACAUUUGAAGUUUAUUUUUCUAUGACGAUAUAUAUCAGAAAGUGUUUGAUAAAUGAUAAAUGGUGAGUUUAAAGCUUGAAACUUAUUUGCAAGUCUUCAA
Xiphias gladius (swordfish) is the source of this 2060-nucleotide messenger RNA. Its product is annotated as protein lifeguard 2-like. The coding region runs from base 89 to 919 and encodes 276 amino acids. Gene Ontology annotation, cellular component: membrane; Golgi apparatus; endoplasmic reticulum. The transcript is spliced from 12 exons. The record is from RefSeq and is a predicted model, not a curated record. Gene Ontology annotation, biological process: negative regulation of apoptotic signaling pathway. Lineage: Eukaryota; Metazoa; Chordata; Actinopteri; Istiophoriformes; Xiphiidae.